This is a messenger RNA of Penicillium cosmopolitanum, 2094 nucleotides long. RefSeq names its product Multicopper oxidase type 2. Bases 1 to 2094 code for a protein of 697 amino acids. Gene Ontology annotation, molecular function: copper ion binding; oxidoreductase activity. The transcript is spliced from 4 exons. Lineage: Eukaryota; Fungi; Ascomycota; Eurotiomycetes; Eurotiales; Aspergillaceae. The record is from RefSeq and is a predicted model, not a curated record.
AUGAGGACUUUGUUGGCUCUAGCCAGCACUGGCCUGGCCCCUCUGGCGUUGGCCAAGCAAGUCCACUUUGAUCUUGACUUGACUUGGCAAAAGGGUGCCCCAGAUGGCAAUGUUCGAGAGAUGGUGUUUAUGAAUGACCAAUUCCCUGGUCCAGAGCUACGAUUAGAACAAGGUGACGAUGUUGAAGUGGUUGUUCACAACAAUCUUCCUUACAAUACCUCACUUCACUUCCAUGGAAUUGAGCAGCGAGGUACACCGUGGUCUGAUGGUGUCCUUGGACUUACCCAGAAGCCAAUUCAGCCGGGUCAUAGCUGGACAUAUAGGUGGAAGGCAACUCAAUAUGGAACCUACUGGUAUCAUGCUCACGCUCAGGCCGAGCUCAUGGACGGGCUAUACGGACCCAUCUGGAUCAGUCCGGCUGCCGGAACACCCGAUCCUUUCCAUUUUAUCUCAAGCAACCCUGCCGAUAUCAAUGCAAUGAAAGCCGCAGAGAAGAACCCACAACUUGUUAUGCUGUCUGAUUGGGAUCACCUUACCGCAGCUGAGUAUCAGAAGGCUCAAGAAGAUACUAGUGUCAACAUAAUAUGCUCUGACAGUAUCCUUGUCAACGGUCGCGGGUCUGUGUAUUGUCCUGGCACUGCAAAUAUUUCCAGCGUUGAGCUACCGUACCUAAGCACUGCAAUCAACAACCAGCCUUUGACAGAUAAAGGUCUCAAGCUUAUUAGUGCGGCUGCACUGAAGGCAUUGAUGUUCUCCAUCGAUGAGCACCCAAUGUACAUCUAUGAGGUUGAUGGCGCAUACAUUGAGCCGCAACUUGCAGAGACGUUUUCUAUUUUCAGUGGAGAGCGCUACGCUGCAAUGAUCAAGCUGGACAAGCCCCCAAAAGACUACACCAUCCGCAUUCCCGACACACAGGGUGACCAAGUCAUCUCCGGUUUUGCCACUAUGCGAUACAAAGGCUCCGAUAAUACCAGCCCCUCCGCUCCCUAUGUGGACUAUGGUGGCAGAAACACAUCUGCCUCGGUUGUGCCUCUGAAUAACAGAGCUAUUCAACCGUAUCCUCCUGUGUCGGUCCCUCGCCACGCUGAUCAACUGGUCAACUUAACCCUUGGUCGUUGGGGCUCAUCUUACACUUGGACCGCCUCUGGAGGUCCUCUCUACGACAUGAUGGCUAAUUGGGAUGACCCUAUUCUCUAUGAUCUGAAUGCCAAGAAAAACCUUGCCAGCCAAGUCACCAUCCAGACUAAGAAUGGCACCUGGGUGGAUUUACUUCUUCAGCUAGGUAACAUGCCAAAUACGCCAGCCACUCAAGCGCCGCAUGUCAUGCAUAAGCACUCCAACAAAGCUUUCAUUCUCGGCGUUGGUCCUGGUACCUUCAACUGGGCAACCACUGACGAGGCGAUCGCUCAACACCCCGAAUUCUUCCAGCUGGAUAAUCCUCAAAUGAGGGAUACUUUUGUCACUCAGGGUGCCAACGGUCCGACUUGGAUGAUCAUCCGAUACCAGGUUGUGAACCCUGGUCCUUUCCUCUUUCACUGUCACAUUGAGACGCACAUGUCCAAUGGCAUGGCGGUCGCGUUGCUCGAUGGUGUUGAUGCGUGGCCACGGGUUCCAGCCGGCGAAGAUCAAAGUCCAGAUGCUGGCCAAGGUUCUGGUCAGGGUGCCAGUCAAAGUCAAGGCGGGGGUCAAGGUCAGGCUUCCGGUCAAGACCAGACUUCCGGUCAGGGCCAGGCCUCUGGUCAAGACCAGGCAGGGGAUCAAGAAGAGAGUGCGAGUAUGAGUUCGUUCUGGUCGAGCCACGCCCAGACACCCACACCGGGCAGUGGAACAGCAGCUUCAACUCCCCUCGCGACCCCAAGUGCCCCGCAGACGCCUCAGCAGUCGUUUACAACCUCUCCCAAACCUCCUCCUCAGAACCCUCAGUCAACUAAAAGCCCCCUGCCAUCUCCGGCUCAAGCCACCCCUCCCACACCACCGGAAGCCACAUCCGAGAUUGAGGACUAUGGCGAGUGGCACCAGGUUCGCCACGGACUCAUGAAGCUUAUUGGUCAAAAGAUUUCUGAGCGAGUUGAAGAGUCUGAUCGCGACAUCUAA